UCGUUUUUGCAACGCAGUGGCAACUCGUUACGUCAUUUUGCCUGUUCGUUGCUAGAGGUGGGAAAACUUUAAAACUUCGUUUACAUUGUUUACAUUGUUUUUGAUGUAACUGGCUGGCCAUGGACGACCCCGCCGGCAUGCCGGACCUGGCCAGCGUCUCCUUUGCCGAGGGCGAAGUGUCCUGCUUCCCGAGCUUCCGGCAACAGGUGAAGCACUCGCUGGACCUCUCGCUGGGCCAGAAGUCGUCGGAGAACCUCUUCGCCGCCGACCAGACCCCCACGCCCACGCGCCUGAUCAAGAACUGCGAUGAGGUGGGUCUGUUCGAGGACCUGCAGCACGUGAAUCCCUUUGACAUCGGGUUCCAGCGGGCGGCGGAGCAGAAUGUCAGUGGCAGCACUCCCAGUCGCCCGGAGGCGCCGCCAAUCGAAGGUGAAUCGCUGCACACGCCCCAGGUAUACCCCAUGGAGGCGCCAGCGCCUGGUAACUCCGGGGUCACGCGCAGCGACAGCUGCAGCAACGUGGACGUCGAGCAGCUGCUGGCCAGCACGGGAGUCACCAGCGAGCAGCAGGCAGAGGCAGAGGCAGGGCCACCGCCGCUCCAGCUAAUCCAGCCACAGGUCAUCACCUGGGUGCUGCCAGCGCAGUCAAUCAAUGCCCUGCCGCCAGCGGAUUCCCAGCGCAGCAAGACCUCAGUCAGCAGCACCAGUCGCCCCUAUAUCCUCCCCAAGCCCAGUUCAAGGUCAUCUGGGAGUGCCAGCAGGCGACCAGAUCCCAUUUUGGUGUCCUGCAAUCCACCGCAACCAGCUCCGGAGCCGAGCAGCGCCAGCCUGACCCCCACCUCCCAGCUGCCCAUCAAGGAGCGGCUCAAGGCCAUCCUGCACAGCAAUAACAGCAGCAACAGACGCCACUUCUCUGCCCCCUCGAAGCCGACGAAGCCCAAGGACAGGAGUCGGGACGAGGACUGCAUGGAGAGGCGACGGGCAGCCGCCAGUCGCUACCGCAACAAGAUGCGGAACGAGCACAAGGAUCUGCGUCAGCAGAAUGCCCAGCUGCAGCAGGAGAACCGGGAGCUGCUGGAGAGGAUCGCCCGCCUGGAGAGGGAGCUGCAGCAGCACAAGAGCCAGAAUAGCUUGGCAGAUGUAAUGGCCAACCAGCUCCAGAUUCCACCCUCCAGCAUCCAUUUGCUCAUCAAUAUGCCCAAUGUGCUAGUGCCUUCGCCUGCGGACAGGAAGUAGGACCCAGAAGAUGCCUUUAUUUAUUUUAUUUUCACGAUGCCAUGUAAAUAUUCCUAGCCUAGAAUUUAUUUGUACCUUAAGGCCGCCAUUUGUUAUGCUAAUUAAGAUUACGAGACAUUGUCUCCACGUCA
Molecule: messenger RNA, 1366 nt
Organism: Drosophila kikkawai
Lineage: Eukaryota; Metazoa; Arthropoda; Insecta; Diptera; Drosophilidae
Gene: Atf-2
Product: Activating transcription factor-2
Biological process (GO): regulation of transcription by RNA polymerase II
Molecular function (GO): cAMP response element binding; DNA-binding transcription factor activity, RNA polymerase II-specific
Source: RefSeq, a predicted model, not a curated record